This is a messenger RNA of Sesamum indicum (sesame), 1175 nucleotides long. Its product is annotated as putative BOI-related E3 ubiquitin-protein ligase 3. Gene Ontology annotation, molecular function: ubiquitin-protein transferase activity. The record is from RefSeq and is a predicted model, not a curated record. Lineage: Eukaryota; Viridiplantae; Streptophyta; Magnoliopsida; Lamiales; Pedaliaceae.
CCAAUAUAAAUACACAACACAAAGACACCCCACCAUCUUUGUCCUCUUUUUUUAUUUUUUAUAAUUUAUGACACGUUUUUCUCGAAAGAAAGCAUUAGCCUCUCACAGACAGUCACCCCCCAAUCCAAAACUUAUAAUAGAUAUAUAUAAAUUUGCAUCAUCAUCAUCAUUAUAGGUUUUGCCAAACAUAAAUUUACCCCACUUUGUUUGGUUCAUCUUUGGCUGAGUUUGUGUUGGCUGAGGAAAAGGAGACUCUGUUUGGUUGUUGCGGAAUUUUUUUUUUUUUUUAUAUAUAUAUAUAAGUAUUAUUGUUAUCCCAAUUCCAAUGGCUAUUCAAGCGCAGAUAUAUUCAGGAUUUGGUUUUGGGUGUCCUCAAGAUCUGUUGAUGAUGGAGAAUGCUCGUGGAUUCAGUAACCAGUUUUUCAUUCAGAAACCACAACAGGAACACCAACCCCAACCCCAACCCCAGCCACUCAUCAUGCACAAAUCUCCCAUUCUUCUUCCAACAGAUGAUGAUCAUCACCACCAAUCAAUGCUUCUCUCUCACAGUAUUGAGAAUCAAAGAAUGGAAAUUGAUCUCUUCAUCAAUUCACAGAACGAGAGAUUGAGAUUGGCGCUGCAAGAGCAAAGAAAGCAGCAAAUAGCGCUGUUCAUGAAGAAGUACGAAUCGAAGAUUCAGUUUUUAAUCAAACAAAAAGAAGAAGAAAUCGCGAGAGCAGCAAAGAAGAGUAUGGAGCUCCAAGAUUUUCUGAAAAGGAUGGAGGCCGAGAAUCAAACAUGGCAGAGAGUAGCCAGGGAAAACGAGGCGAUGGUUGCGUCGUUGAACAGCACGAUCGAACGGCUGAGAGAAGCUGUGGGCAAUGCAGCUGAGGAUGCAGAAUCGUGCUGCGUAGAAGAAGAGAAAAAGACACAAACGUGGGUUGAAAACGCGAGCAAGAUGGUGUGCAGAUGCUGCAAUUCUAGGAAUUCGUGUGUAAUUAUGUUGCCCUGCAGGCAUCUCUGUUCAUGCAGAGAUUGCGAGGCAUUGCUUGAUUCCUGCCCUGUUUGUACAACGGUGAAGAAAGCCAGUAUAGAGGCAUUGUUUUAAUUGAUUCUUUUCUUUUUUUUUUUGGAAGCCCUUUUGAGGCCUGUCAAUGGUUUAACUUGAUGAAGAUACAAGGAUUUUACCCAGAAAA